AUGCUCACGGUUGCCGAGCUACAAUGGGUACUGCGACUUAUUCUUUUUAGUCUUUCAACUACAAUUGUUUUCUGCUACGGAAUGGAAGCCUUCAUCGAAUAUAUUUACCCAAAAAUCGUUUUUCCACCAGGGCAGUCGGCAUAUUGCUACCCAAAAGAUCCAUCAGAGGUUUCAACUAUUCUUGGAUCAUUCCGUGAUAUUGAUAUGAUUUUGAGUAUAAUUUUAACAAUUCCUUGCUUUAUUUUACUAAUCACAACCUCGUACCCAAAUAUCCACUAUCUAAUAACUAUCCUUUGCGCAGCGCGUUUGUUCUUCUUAGGCUCUUCCCUUGUUCAUGCUUCAUCACAGUUCAAUAGAAACACUCCAUUGGACUUCAUCUACGCUGUCACUCAGAAAGUGUGUCACCUUGACGAGAGCCAAGAAAAAGCUUAUUCCGCGCUGCUUGUAUCGUACGUGUUUCGAGGACUUGAAGGAGUGAUCACAUUCUAUUUUAUCACAUUUGCUUUUGUAAAUAGCGUACUGAUCUGCAUGUUUGGCCUUGGUCAGGAACAAAAUCAACCUCAAAAAACUGAAGAAGCAGCUGAAGUACAUCAGUUGGAGGAACUUCCCACCCGUUGA
Molecule: messenger RNA, 618 nt
Organism: Caenorhabditis briggsae
Lineage: Eukaryota; Metazoa; Nematoda; Chromadorea; Rhabditida; Rhabditidae
Exons: 4
Coding region: 1-618 (205 amino acids)
Source: RefSeq, a predicted model, not a curated record